Molecule: messenger RNA, 1649 nt
Organism: Scaptodrosophila lebanonensis
Lineage: Eukaryota; Metazoa; Arthropoda; Insecta; Diptera; Drosophilidae
Exons: 4
Coding region: 139-1509 (456 amino acids)
Source: RefSeq, a predicted model, not a curated record
AACAUCAACUGUGAGCGCUUGCUGGCGAAAUAUGAAGCUGAAUUAGCGGACAAAAAAAAAUCGAAGCUCGGCGAACUAAAAACUGCAAAAAUUGAAAAUGACAGGCGCAACAAGAAAAAAAACAAUAACGUUGUCCAUAUGAGCAGCGAUGAAAGCGCUGGUGAGGCUCCAACCCAGUUAUCCUCAAAAUAUGAAGCUGAAUUAGCGGGCAAAAAGAAAUCGAAGCCCGGCGAACAAAAAACUGCAAAAAUUGAAAAUGGCAGGCGCAACAAGAAAAAAAACAAUAACGUUGUCCAUAUGAGCAGCGAUGAAAGCGCUGGUGAGGCUUCAACCCAGUUAUCCCUAAAAAUUAACAAAGAAAAUAAAGGACUGGCCGCUAACAAAGAUAGUGCACCUCAACAUCGUGCCAAGAAAGCGGUUAAACCCUCGACGUUGGCAGAGGAGAGUUGUAAUAACACAACUUCAACCAACAGCCAGUUGAAGAAAGGUGGUUCGAAGAAAAAGCAUUAUGUCGCAACCAAAGAAACUUAUGCUGGAAGCAAUAAUGAUGCCAAUGACGACAUUGGUCCAACAACUUGUAAAUCUCAACAACCAAAGCGAGGUGCGGUUUUGGACGAAGCUACUGCCGAAAGAAAGAGCAAAAUUCUAGGCAUCAGGCGUCGCCGUCAGACUAUCUGUGAUCCAUUGAUUUUAAGUGAAGUGCCAACUCCAAGGCGCCAACGAUUAAUGAGUGUAGAGGCUCCUAUUAUUCAUGAAAAAAAUCGUAAUAAGCUACCACAGCAAAAACGUAAUGCUAGCGCUGAGAACACGCCGUUCCAAGGCUUGCCCCACAAUGGAGUAAAGCGUCUGAUGCCUAAAAAGCAGGCUCCGGCAGAGAGCAACGAUGGUACCGUUUGCACUGACAAAGACGAAGACGAGUCAAAAAAAAGUGGUGCUGAGCGCGCAAAGAAAAAUAAAAAGGAUAAACUAAAUAAAUUUGGCGACGGUAAAGCUACUACAUGUGGCAAGCAAUUAAAUUUAGACAAGCCACUGAUUCCGUCGUCUAAAACAUCAACUUCCAAGAAGAAGCACCACGGCGGAAUCGGUUGUGGCGAUUACUCAACAACCGCAAAACCUCAACAACAAAAAGGAGAUUCCGAUUGCAAUGAAGCAAAAAAUUCAAGGCCUCUUCAAGGCCUCAAACGUCGUCGGAAGACUUUGUGUAAUACAGACGAUUUAAGUGAAAUGCGGACGUCGCACAGACAAAGUUUAAUUAGCGUAGAUGCUUCUGUGGAGCAAGGUACCAACCUUUACGAACCGCAGGGCCCAAACGAAGCUGGUGGUUAUUUAACAGCAGCUACGAAUUGGGACGAAGCUGCAGCCGAGCUGAUUCCGCCGACUAAAGCAUCGACUAUGAAGAAGAAGAAGCUCCAUGUCGGCUCCACACAAACUUAUGAUGGAAUUGAUUGUGGCGAUUACCCAACAACCUCAAAAUCUCAACAAAAAGGAGCCUCCGAUUGGGAUCUAUAAGGCAUCAAACGCCGCCGCAACACUUCGUCUAAUUCGAACAAUUCAAAUGAAAUGCCGAAGACGCGCAGCCAACACGUUAAAAAAAAACUCAUUAACAUAACAUAUUACACAUUUAAAAAAACGUUAUAACAUGUUAUAAA